AUGAAUGGCACCCCCAUGCAUCUGAUCCCGCACUGCUCGCGGGACCAUGCAGUUUCCAUGCAAAUGAGGUUUGGAAAAGAUGCAUGUACCUUUUCCUUGAGGGACAUCCAGGGGCGGACUGACAACGCAUGGGGCCCCCGGGCAAUAGGGGAUCAUGGGGCCCCUGUGUCCUUGCCCAAACUCAAAAAAGCCUAUGAAAAAGGUACCAGGGGCAUCUCAUGGGGCCCCCUACUGACCCCAGGCCCUCGGGCAGUGCCGAGUUUCCAAAUGGUCAGUCCGCCCCUGGCCACAGCU
Molecule: messenger RNA, 294 nt
Organism: Staurois parvus
Lineage: Eukaryota; Metazoa; Chordata; Amphibia; Anura; Ranidae
Source: the annotation of a GenBank genome assembly